AUUGAUGAUUUGACAUCAGAUUGUCGUGUGUUGCUUGCGCGUUUUGAAGAGAAACAGAACGUUCGAUUUGAAACUUUCUGUGAAGUUUGGAAAGAACUCAAAUUUUCACUUAUUCAUCACGCCGGAGAGCACGAAUGGCAAAAAAUCCAGAUUGUUGAAAGUCUUUAUCGUAUUUUGGGGCAUUAUUUAACACCAAGUUGUCCAUUGCAAUAUCAAGUUGGUGCAAUAUAUUCUAUUUACUCAGUUUAUCACACCCAGCAUGUGAAGCCUAAAGUCAAGAUAAGAAUGACAUUGUCAAUGUGGAAUGAUUUUUUAAAACUUCAAGAAUAUGUUAGGGAGCAGAAGCAUUAUGAUAUUUAUUAUGUGAUGACUUCAUUAAGAGCAGACAAAGCAUUUCUAUUUGUGGCCAUGCCAAUUCAGCUUGCAUGUGGUUCACGUGAUUCUAUAUCCUUAUACGAAAGAGAUCAGGCAAAAGGAACCAGAUCUAGUGAUAUUGUACAAAAUACACAGGAAAUUAUCCAGAAAGUGAAUGAAAUUGAUGCAUUGUAUAAUUCAGCAAAGAUGGAACUCUGUUCACGUGAAGAAGGCGAACGUUUAGUCGAUCCUGUCACAUUAAGAGUGACUUCUAAUGAUCUUGUCUCAAACUUACAAAGCGAUGUUGAAACUUUUGAAACGUGGAAAGCACAGGAGAUGGAACAGAAGAAUUCGAAGGUGAAAAACAUGCAACGUCGUCCGCAACUUGGCUUACCUGAAGAUCGCAAAAUGGAGUCUAAAAAACAACAAUCUGGACAAGAUGAUGAAUCUUUCUCUAGAUCCCAGGUUGUGAAAGAAAUAAAAGAGCGAUCCUUUAAAACAGUCGUGCAAGUUUCGAAAGGCCUACGUCGUCAUCAACCAGCUCCUGAUUCUCCUGAUUCGCCAAGUCCAAGAAGGUCAAGUAGAACUAAAAAACUAAACGAGUAAACGCUCGUGUAUACAGUAAACAAGAUAUAUUUAUAUGCUAAAAAUUAUUUAUUUCAAAAUGUAUCGCUGCUUGUGAUAGUCUCUCAACGAUACCGCAAGACAUGAAUACUGUAAAAAAUGACAUAGCAAAUCAUCAUAUUAUUUAUGAGAUAUGAAAAUCAAUGACAAUGUUUUGUAAUUGAUCAACUUUCCUGUGUUAAAUAUAUUUUUUACAUCCGUUU
Messenger RNA from Dendronephthya gigantea, 1181 nucleotides. Its product is annotated as snRNA-activating protein complex subunit 1-like. Gene Ontology annotation, molecular function: sequence-specific DNA binding. The annotation marks the transcript as partial. The transcript is spliced from 11 exons. Lineage: Eukaryota; Metazoa; Cnidaria; Anthozoa; Malacalcyonacea; Nephtheidae. Gene Ontology annotation, biological process: snRNA transcription by RNA polymerase II; snRNA transcription by RNA polymerase III. The record is from RefSeq and is a predicted model, not a curated record. Gene Ontology annotation, cellular component: snRNA-activating protein complex.